Messenger RNA from Perkinsus marinus ATCC 50983, 351 nucleotides. RefSeq lists its product as hypothetical. The record is from RefSeq and is a predicted model, not a curated record. The transcript is spliced from 2 exons. Lineage: Eukaryota; Perkinsozoa; Perkinsida; Perkinsidae. Bases 1 to 351 code for a protein of 116 amino acids.
AUGCGUGGUCCAUUCCAGUCUGAGGUCGAGACCAUGCACUCUGAAGACCAACGUAUCACCACCACCUAUGGCCAUCACUUCUCUAGCCAUAAGACGAAGGCUUCCUGGGAUUCUCUAACUGCACAUGGACUCGGUCUAGUUUGGACUCAUGACAACCGUCUCUCCAACAAGAAUGUCAAUGCCGCCAUCUACCAUAAGCUACUCGACAAGGCACCCUCCAAGCCCCUAACGGUCCGUCAAAUCCUAUCAGCAGCUCACAAAUGUCACGAUCCCUUGGGCUAUGCCAGCCAAAAGAAAGCAUCGUCGCCUGGAGUCACCCUUUCCUGCUGGUUCCCCCGUAUGGCUUCGUAA